Molecule: messenger RNA, 1938 nt
Organism: Neltuma alba
Lineage: Eukaryota; Viridiplantae; Streptophyta; Magnoliopsida; Fabales; Fabaceae
Product: probable WRKY transcription factor 33
Exons: 5
Coding region: 86-1597 (503 amino acids)
Biological process (GO): regulation of DNA-templated transcription
Molecular function (GO): sequence-specific DNA binding; DNA-binding transcription factor activity
Source: RefSeq, a predicted model, not a curated record
AACUUCCCCCCUUUUGAGCUUCUCCGAAGUAUCUCCCCUGACUUCUUUUACAUAUCCCUCCCUCCGUCCCUCCUUCUCCUUUUAUAUGCCUUCACGCCCCUCUCCCUCAUUUGAAUUCAAACCCGAGCAGAGCUUCUCGUCUUCCUCUCAUUUCAUGACGACCUCCUUCACAGAACUCCUUUCCAUGGAUGAUCGCUGGACUUCUUCUGAAAUCCCCAAAUUCAAGUCAACCCCGCCUCCUUCUCUGCCCCUUUCUCCCUCCCCUCUCUCCCCUUCCUCUUACUUGUCUUUCCCGUCCGGGUUCAGCCCCACCCAGUUCUUGAGCUCCCCCUUGUUCCUUUCAUCCCCAAAUGGUCUUCCUUCUACUGAGACGUUUGAUAACAAGGAGGAGCAGCAGAAACCAUUCUCUGACUUCUCCUUCCAAACCCAAUCCAAGCCGUUGUCCUUCUCGGAGUAUUCUUCGAGCAUGUUUCAGGCGCAGGAACCACUGAAACAAGAACCAUGGAAUGACCAGACAGCCACAAAAUCUGAGUAUCCAUCAUUCUCCUCAGAACCACAGAUACAAACCAAUUUGGCUCCCGCUUCUGGUUAUACGAACUACUCAAAUUCGUCCCAGUCCAUAAGAGAGCAAAAGAGGUCAGAUGAUGGGUACAACUGGAGAAAAUAUGGACAGAAACAGGUGAAGGCAAGCGAAAAUCCUCGCAGUUAUUACAAGUGCACGCAUCCCAGUUGCAACAUGAAGAAGAAGGUUGAGAAGUCCCCGGAUGGACAAAUUACUGAGAUAGUAUAUAAGGGAACGCAUAACCAUCCCAAGCCUCAGUCCACUAGAAGAUCUAGUUCUCAAUCAAUUCAACCUUCUUCCUCUUGUACCAAUUCUGGUGUUUCUGAUCAAUCGGCGGUGACCCUGGGGAAUCUGCAAAUGGACCGGGCCUCUCUGCAAGAAGAUUCUUCUGUCUCUGUUGGGGAAGAUGACUUCGAGAACACAUCACAAGCAUGUUACUCUGGGGGUGAUGACAAUGACUAUGGCCCGGAUGCCAAAAGAUGGAAAGGAGAGAAUGAAAUUGAUUGCUAUGCCUCCUCUGGGAAUAGAACUGUGAGGGAACCAAGAGUCGUAGUUCAAACUACAAGUGAAAUUGAUAUUCUUGAUGAUGGCUACAGAUGGAGGAAAUAUGGUCAGAAAGUAGUUAAAGGAAACCCAAACCCAAGGAGUUACUACAAGUGCACAGCUCCAGGCUGUUCAGUGAGGAAACAUAUAGAGCGAGCUGCUCAUGAUCUGAAAGCUGUGAUCACAACGUACGAAGGGAAACACAACCAUGAUGUUCCUGCAGCACGAGGGAGUGGGAGUUAUAACCUGAACGCAGCUUCUCUGAACAACAACACCACCAGCAACAAUGUAACCGCGCCAAUAAGGCCAUCGGCGUCUUCUGCACUGACCAGCUUUUCAGGCAAACCAAGCUUCACACAUUCGCUUCAUAACACAAGCCAGCCAACACCUGCAAGUCAAGAACCAUUCCCAUUUGACAUGUUGCAGAGCCCAGCAAGUUUUGCAUACUCUGAUUUCGUCAGAUCAAUGGGAUCGUACAACACUGAUGCAUGAUACGCUAAGGCCGAGGAUGAGAAGAAGGAAGGUUCAUUCCUUCAGUCAUUAUCGUCCAAAAGGAAGGAAGCGUCUAUACACAGACAUGGCUUUGUAUAACACAUACGAUAUUAGGCACUUAUAGAGGAAUAGAAACAAAGAAUCAUGGAAAUAAUAAGGGACAAGAAGGAUUUUAACAGUCAACAUAAAUGUAGGACAUAGGAGGUGGUACAGCUGAUGAUUUAUGUUAUUCUUUUGUUGUAUUUGUUUAGUUCGAAAGAGAGAGAUUUUCAUGUAGACUUGACGUAUUUGUGCCACUUCUUGCCUUCAAUAAAGAUUAUUAGCAAUGAAGUUUUAAAUUU